AUGGAGAAUACAAGCUGGACAACGCUUUCCUACCAGAAUACGACACUUUCCUACGAGACUACGACACUUUCCUACGAGACCACGACACUUUCCUACGAGACCACGACAAUUUCAGUCAGAACGUCUCUAAUAGAAUCGGAUUACCUAGUCGUAGUGGGAGUUAUCUGCCUUAUCCGAGGAGUUCUCUCACUGCUGGGAUGUGUUGGAAACGUCAUCAAUUUGGUGACCUUCGUCUCUAUGGGUCUGGGGGACGGCGUCACCGUUUCCUUCCUGUUCCUGUCGGUCUCCGACCUUGCCUACCUCGUCACCGUCACGGCAAGCUCCGUGGCUUUCGAUUUCGUCAUCGCGGAAUCCGUGGAGAGUUUCGCCGUGUCGUUUCCGGUCGAUCCUUUCGGGGUGUACGCGAUUUUCGUCAACGUCGGCAGCGCACUGUACACGAUAACCUUGCUGACCACGACCUUGUUGUCCGUGGCCCGAUGUUUGAGUAUUUCCAGGCCGCUGCAGUUUAGGCACAGUUUCACGAGGCUUAGAAUCAUCGUCACGUUAAGCCUAGCAUCCGCUGCUUCCAUAGCAACGGUGGUGCCGCUUUUAACUUACAUGGAGAUAAAGACUCAGUUCGAUUCUCGAAUCAACGCCACAAGACCGUCUUUAGCCAUUUCGCCUCGACGGAAACAAGACUACCUGUACGCUUUUCGGGACGCUAUUCUCCCCUUAAUCGCUGAAUUUAUUCUAAUCAUCUGCGUUUUCGUUAUGCGGAAGUGUCUACAACAGUCGAUAAAGUUUCGCCAAACAAACUCGGCCGGAAUUGAACCUGAAAACACGUCCAAAAACACGACAGAUAAAAGUAACAAUGACCCCCACGUCAAGGAGAACAGAGAUAAGACAAAAUUCAGCGGGAAAGAGUUGCAAGUCAUCCAGCAGAUGAUUCUCAUCUCAUCGAUUUUCAUCGUCUGCAACUUGCCCAAAAUCCUGGUCAACGCCGUCGAGAUUUUCUUACCUGGGUUCACGUUGGGCGGGAUGUACCGUAGUUUUUAUUUAAUCUUCAACAUCUUCAGGGACCUGUUCCAGAUAUGUAUCUCCGGCACCAACGUUUUCAUCUACUUCCGGUACAGUUCAAAGUUCAGAAAGUGCUGCCUCAUUACAAGACUCAGAAACGGCAGUACCGAUACGUGA
Physella acuta is the source of this 1173-nucleotide messenger RNA. RefSeq lists its product as uncharacterized. The record is from RefSeq and is a predicted model, not a curated record. Gene Ontology annotation, biological process: G protein-coupled receptor signaling pathway. Gene Ontology annotation, cellular component: membrane. NCBI's taxonomy places the organism in Eukaryota, Metazoa, Mollusca, Gastropoda, Physidae. Gene Ontology annotation, molecular function: G protein-coupled receptor activity.